This is a messenger RNA of Exophiala spinifera, 747 nucleotides long. RefSeq lists its product as uncharacterized. Bases 1 to 747 code for a protein of 248 amino acids. Lineage: Eukaryota; Fungi; Ascomycota; Eurotiomycetes; Chaetothyriales; Herpotrichiellaceae. The record is from RefSeq and is a predicted model, not a curated record. The transcript has a single exon.
AUGCGGGCUCUUCGUGAUUUGGUGCUGUUCCUGGUCUUUGCAUUCACUGCUCUGGCUGCAAGCACAACAGGCACGACCAGUGAUGCUUCAAAGCUACCAAAGUCGAUCACCCUCUCAUACGAAGUAAUUGGCUCGUCCUCCGUCAAGCCGCUGGCCACUGUCUUCUACGACCCGAAAUCCAAGAAACAUUCAUUGUCAUCGUGGACUCCUCCAACUCUGGACUCUCUGAAAUCAACCACUCCCGAACCGACAUCCGCGAUACUUCUCCGCAUACUGCUCCCAAAUGGCAGCUCUACAGUCACUUCUCUGACCACGUUCAGUGAGGACCUUCACCAGAAAAUUGACCUCUGGAUCUCUCCAAGUGACGGGUCUGUGUUCUCCGCGUCGAUCUCAAGCCUUUCACCACCCCCACUAUCACAAGAAGAGGAGCGGUACAGAAAGAAGGUGGAAAGAGCAAAGGCAAAGGGAAAGCCCAUACCUGCCCGACCUCCAGUACCAAAUACAAAGAAAGCAAGGGAAGAAGCUGCAAGACAAUUGGCUCUGUACGAGCCUAUCAAGGUCAACCUGAUAACUUCUGUUCCUGGCCCAGUUCCAUCGCUUGCUAGUCGAGCUCCACCUCAAGUCGAUGCCGAAGGACGAGAAAUUGUCCAGGAAGAACAACCGGAGAAGAGCUUCUUCCAGAAGUACUGGUGGGUGUUAUUGAUUGCUGUAAUGCUUACCAUGUCUGGAGGUGGUGGUGAGAAAUAA